GUUGGAUUCGGAGUCGAAACCCAAAGCCUGCCGAACACCGCCGAAAGAUCUUUCGCCGUUGGAUUCGGAGUCGAAACCCCACCAGACGAAACUUCAACACAAUGACACACUUCAGGCGUCAAUUAUGUCACACUCUAAUACUCUUCUACUUGAAUCUAUGGGGGCUCCAGUCUUGUGCUGAAUUGGCCACAGCCCAAGGGGCUCCAAUUGACAGCCUGUAUGAUAAUCUGCUGCAACGUGAAUAUGCCGGUCCCAUAGUCUUUCCCAAUCACCAGGUGGAGCGCAAGGCUCAGCGAUCUCCGUCGUUGCGUUUGCGUUUCGGUCGCAGCGAUCCUGAUAUGUUGAAUAGCAUUGUGGAAAAGCGUUGGUUCGGCGAUGUCAAUCAAAAGCCCAUACGCUCGCCUUCAUUGCGGCUUCGCUUUGGGCGACGCAGUGAUCCCAACUUACCCCAAAUGCGACGUACGGCCUACGAUGAUAUUUUGGAACGGCAGCUGACUCUGAACAGCCAACAGCAGGAGAAUAAUGCGCAGCAGCAGCUCUUGGAGGAAGAUACGGACUCAAAUCUACUGGACUAUGAUGCGGGCUUUGAGCGCGAGGUACGCAAGCCUCAGCGUUUGCGAUGGGGACGCAGUGUGCCACAAUAUGAACCCAGCGUUCAGUCCUCGAACAAUGAACAGCUAUACAAUUCGCUUCUGAACUCGGAAAAAUUACGCCACAUGCUGCUGGCACUGCAACAAUACGAAGAAUCCGCUCCAUAUGCCACUGACGAUAACGAUUCAGCCGAGUUUCAGCGCGAGGCACGCAAGCCUAUGCGUUUGCGUUGGGGUCGUAGCACAGGCAAGGCACCCAGCGAGCAAAAGACGGCCCCAGCUACUGAAGCUCCGAAAACACAAAACUAAAUUGCAACCAUGAGGCCAAGCAGAUCGGAUAAGAGUAGACGACUAGGACGACAAUGGCAGCAACAAAAACUACGGAAUUAAAAGCGAUUUGUAAACUAGGAAAAUUAUAUUUCAAAACAACACUGAAUUGAGCGGCAGGUUUUUGAACAAUUUAUGAGAUAGGCGCAGGCAGAGCAGAAAUAUAUAACCUAUAUACACACAAAAAUAUAUGAAUAGCAGCUAACUACAUACAAAUGGAUAAAUAACAUUUAUUUUCGCAAUCUCAAGCAUAAACUUUAACAAUGCGCAUUGGAGUGAAAGUGAAAAAGAAAAUGUUUGUAGAAAUCUAUAUGUUCUUUGGAAAACUGAAAACAGCUUAGCUUAAAUAUAUUUUAGAGUGUUUAUUUUUAGUUUGUUGCUUGUUUAAACCUUUAGAAAUAUUGUGUUGUAAGAACAUCAGAAGGAAGUCCCCUCUUUUCCCAAGCUAUUUUCCGUACACAUUAAAUGUUUGUAUAUAAAAUCGCAUGCAACAUUUUUUAAAAGUAGCGCAAAGUUGUUUGAAAAAACUAACAAAAAACAAAAGAUAUAAAAACCUUACAUAAAUGAAAUUUUAAUUAUUUAAGUAAAUUCUAUAAAGUUAUGCGAAAAAUGUUUGAAAAACAUUAAAAGGCCCCCGAAAGGAGUAUUAUUGCAACAAUUGUUAUAUUCUGUGUGCUAAAAGUUAUACAUACAUAUAUAUUCUAUAUAAUUAUUAAAUUCAAAGUCGCAAAGGAAUAAACCUAAUAAAUAUUUGUCUAUUAUAAAUAUAUAUAAAACUUUUAUUGAGCUACACUAUAUUUUAAACAGAAAGUCAAAAACAUAAUAUGAAAAGCUGCAUUAAAUAUCGUACCACAAAACUGAACAACAUGCUGACAGAUGACAAACUAUACUCAUACUAUAUGUUUGAUGUAAAGACGUAUUGUAUACCUAAUUUACACCAUCAUUGAAAUUGCUGCGAAUUUCAAUUUUAAGAAGAUAUAUGUAUGUAAUUCUCCAAUUAUAUUUACCAUAUGAAUGUACCGUACGAAACUAUAGUUUCGGAGCACACACACAUAAAAGAAGACAUCCCGAAUGAUAUCAAAAGGUACACAUACACUAUAUACGAGUAUACAUACCUAUAUAUAAAAAGAUAUACUAUACAUAUGAAUAAAUAUCAUAAAUGUA
Scaptodrosophila lebanonensis is the source of this 2081-nucleotide messenger RNA. RefSeq names its product short neuropeptide F (gene sNPF). Bases 102 to 899 code for a protein of 265 amino acids. The transcript has 6 exons. Lineage: Eukaryota; Metazoa; Arthropoda; Insecta; Diptera; Drosophilidae. The record is from RefSeq and is a predicted model, not a curated record.